Bipolaris maydis ATCC 48331 is the source of this 1049-nucleotide messenger RNA. RefSeq names its product ferric reductase transmembrane component. Gene Ontology annotation, biological process: copper ion import; iron ion transport; intracellular iron ion homeostasis. The record is from RefSeq and is a predicted model, not a curated record. NCBI's taxonomy places the organism in Eukaryota, Fungi, Ascomycota, Dothideomycetes, Pleosporales, Pleosporaceae. Gene Ontology annotation, cellular component: plasma membrane. Gene Ontology annotation, molecular function: ferric-chelate reductase activity.
GGGAAGCUAUGUAAGUACAUAUACGUGUGCUCUCUCUUCUUCACACGUGCUCUCCUUGAUCCAACUGCAAUAUCAAAGAGCUGGUCUCGAGAGUGAAGGUCCAAUUGGCGAUAAUCAAUAUGCAAGCAUUCCGCUCAGCACCAAGGGUAGCCUCCCAGUUCCGGUCUACCGGACUACCUAGGUUUGUGAGGGGAAUCACUACCAAUAAGCCGUACGAGCAUGUGCUUGUUUCGGUGCCAAAGGAGGGUGUUGGUUUGAUCCAGCUUAACCGGCCAAGGGCUCUCAAUGCUCUUUGCACCCCUCUGAUCCUCGAGGUCAACCAGGCCCUGCGUGACUUUCAAAAUGAAAAGUCAAUUGGUGCCGUCGUCCUCACUGGUUCAGAGAAGGCUUUUGCGGCAGGCGCCGACAUCAAGGAGAUGAAAGACCUUACUUUUAGCGAUGCGUAUGGCAACGACUUCAUAGAGUCUUGGUCAGAUCUUGUCACAUUCCUCAAGAAGCCUCUCAUCACGGCUGUCAAUGGUUACGCACUCGGAGGAGGCUGCGAGCUCGCCAUGAUGGGAGACAUCAUGUAUGCGGGACCUAAGGCAACAUUUGGACAGCCAGAGAUCAAGCUGGGCGUCAUUCCCGGUGCGGGUGGAUCGCAGCGCUUGACAAAGGCAAUUGGCAAAUCAAGAGCCAUGGAAAUUAUUCUUACGGGCGACAACAUCACUGCGCAACAAGCAAGUGAAUGGGGACUUGUUGCAAAGGUGUUCGAGACACCAGAGGCAUGCGUCGACGGUGCCAUUGCAACAGCGGCCAAGAUCGCAUCUUACAGUCAAAUCGCAGUCAAGGCGGCAAAGGAGGUGGUGAACAAGAGCCAGGAUCUCGGUAUUCGGGAAGGUGUCGAAUACGAGAGGAGGGUGUUCCAUGGCUUGUUUGGAAGCCAGGACCAGAAGAUUGGCAUGGCUGCUUUUGCGGCCAAGGAGAAGGCCACUUGGACAAACAAAUGAGCGACAAAACAGAGAUUACGUACAUGUAGUCGCCAAAUCAAGUCAUGAGUUUGCUCUUCA